Diuraphis noxia (Russian wheat aphid) is the source of this 788-nucleotide messenger RNA. RefSeq lists its product as uncharacterized. Lineage: Eukaryota; Metazoa; Arthropoda; Insecta; Hemiptera; Aphididae. The record is from RefSeq and is a predicted model, not a curated record.
UAUAGUGCAUUACCUAUGUGGUAAGGCAAUUUAAUCGCAAUCUGCCGUUUUAUCAGUUAUCACUGCAGUCGGAUGCUCUAAGGAACAGUUUUUUUUUCGAGAUCAUUUGUCAACCUAAUUUUAUGUUAUUCGUAAAAUAUCACAACGCAUAAUAUUGGGUUUAUUACAAUAUACAUGAUGACGAAUUUGUGGUUUUUGUUGCUGUCGUUGCUGAUCUUUUGCAUAGCUAUGGYAGCGUAUGGGACAGAUUUCAUACGAACUCCGACUAGGAAUCAGCUGCAAAUAUCACCCACAAAUUUUAACAUGGGUUUUGAAGGUAAAAAUACUAUCAAUAAUUAUUUAUUAAAUUCACGAAAAAACAGUAUUGCAAAAACAACUGUCGACGCCAYGAACAAAAAUUGGAUACGGAAACUUUCAACGCAAAAAGUUAAGGGAUCAAAUAAGAUAAUCGAGAACGGUGAAAACAUUCAAAAUCGUUUCGUAAAYGAUACCUUUCUAAUUAAAAACGUUCAAAUGGUUUUGAUAAGACCCAAGUUGAGGCAGUGUCCAGAAGGAAUGGUUCGAGACAAUAGAGGAAAAUGUGCUCUUAAGUUUUCGGAUGGUUGAAAAUAUGGUACCUAUCUGCAUAUACAAUAAAAAUAUUAAUAAAAAAUUAUUAAUUAUAAAUAGGAAACUGUAAUCUAUUUACAUCUAAAACAAAUUAAUUUUUUUUUUGUAAAUUUUCUAUCGAAAUCGUUAAAAUGUCUAGCAACUCAUUCAAUUAUAAUAAAACCCGAUUCCAUACUGAA